AGCAAAAAAAGAAAAAAAAAAAAAAAAAGAAAAGGGAAAUGGAGAAUUACGAGCUGGUGAAAGACUUAGGAUCUGGUAAUUUUGGAGUGGCAAGGCUGAUGAGGCACAAACAAACCAGAGAACUGGUUGCCAUGAAAUACAUCGAGCGCGGCCGCAAGAUUGAUGAGAAUGUGGCAAGAGAGAUUAUCAAUCACAAAUCGCUUCGCCAUCCUAACAUAAUUCGGUUUAGAGAGGUGGUGUUGACGCCAACUCAUCUUGCUAUCGUGAUGGAGUAUGCUGCUGGAGGAGAGCUGUUCGAGCGGAUUUGCAAUGCUGGACGAUUCAGCGAAGACGAGGCGAGGUAUUUUUUUCAGCAGCUUAUUUGUGGAGUUAGUUACUGCCACUCUAUGCAAAUAUGCCAUAGAGAUUUGAAGCUGGAAAAUACGUUGUUGGAUGGAAGCCCAGCACCGCAGUUGAAAAUAUGUGAUUUUGGUUAUUCUAAGUCAUCUUUGCUGCAUUCGAGACCCAAAUCUACAGUUGGUACUCCAGCUUAUAUUGCUCCGGAGGUUCUUUCUCGGAGAGAAUAUGAUGGCAAGUUGGCGGAUGUCUGGUCUUGUGGGGUGACUCUGUAUGUUAUGCUGGUGGGAGCAUAUCCGUUCGAAGAUCAUGAGGACCCAAAGAAUUUCAGGAAAACAAUCAAUAGGAUAAUGGCUGUUCAAUACAAGAUCCCUGACUAUGUCCACAUAUCUGAAGAUUGCAGACAUCUCCUCUCUCACAUAUUUGUUGCAAAUCCGUCCCGGAGGAUCACCAUUAAAGAAAUUAAGAGCCAUCCAUGGUUCUUGAAGAACUUGCCAAGGGAACUGACAGAAGCAGCUCAGGCCAUGUACUACAGGAGAGAAAAUCCCACCUUUUCUCUUCAAAGUGUUGAAGAAAUCAUGAAGAUCGUGGAAGAGGCAAAAAUUCCCCCACCAGUAUCGAGAUCUAUUGGAGGCUUUGGCCGGGAAGGAGGAGAAGAUGGUGACAUGAAGGAAGAUGAUGCAGAGGCUCAUGAAGAAAAAAUCGAUAACGAGGAAGAUGAGUAUGAGAAGAGAGUUAAGGAGGCACAAGCAAGUGGGGAGUUUCAUGUGAGUUAAGAUCCAUCCUCUCUUCCUUGCACAUUCACGGUCUUAACCUCAUCUUUUGGAUAUUUAUAGGAUCCUUUUAAGCUUCGUGUAAAACUGUGUGUCAGUGAGCUGGUCCUGAAUAAAUGUUUGUGAAUCGUAGCUUACCGGUUAGGAUGGGUGUGAAAUUAUUGAAAUUAGAGUCAUCAUCGGAGUCAUAAACUUUGAAUUCUACUGUGUUGAGCAGGAAGGACAUCUAGCUGUUUAGAUCCUUGAAUUAGGAGGAGCUUCUGAAAUACCUAUCAGAGUUAUUUACACAAAUUAUGGUUUUUGUUUGAAAGGGUUAAUAUGAUUAGUGUGACAAAUUACGGGCUUUGUAAGGAUGUCUCCUUAAGUAUCAUGUACAUUACUUCUACUAAAUAUACUAAAAGAACUAAGUUUGGUGGUUACCGUAA
This is a messenger RNA of Populus euphratica (Euphrates poplar), 1534 nucleotides long. RefSeq names its product serine/threonine-protein kinase SRK2A-like. Gene Ontology annotation, biological process: protein phosphorylation. Gene Ontology annotation, molecular function: ATP binding; protein serine/threonine kinase activity. The coding region runs from base 39 to 1112 and encodes 357 amino acids. Lineage: Eukaryota; Viridiplantae; Streptophyta; Magnoliopsida; Malpighiales; Salicaceae. The transcript has 9 exons. The record is from RefSeq and is a predicted model, not a curated record.